Tarenaya hassleriana is the source of this 1233-nucleotide messenger RNA. RefSeq lists its product as uncharacterized. NCBI's taxonomy places the organism in Eukaryota, Viridiplantae, Streptophyta, Magnoliopsida, Brassicales, Cleomaceae. The transcript has 5 exons. The coding region runs from base 432 to 998 and encodes 188 amino acids. The record is from RefSeq and is a predicted model, not a curated record.
GCACAAAAAAGCUCCCAGAGUACCUUUCCCCAACGGUUCAGUCACUCCGCAGAUUCGUCGUCUCUCGCUUCCAUCGAGUAAGAAAGAAAUCUCUCUUUCGUGACCUGCAAUUUAACGAAGCUGAAGGAUUCGCAUGGUCAAUUCUCCCAUGGAUUCAAGCGCCACUUCUAGGGUUUUGUCAACGCCUCCGCGUCGAGUUCUCGAUUGAGAUUCCGUAUGGAGUCGCGUUCUUCGCAUGCGUAGACUUGGGGAUCCGUUGUAAUGAGACGAACUGCAGAAUUUGGCAUCUGUUUUCGUUUUGUGGAUUCAAGCUUCAUAUAGCGUGUUUUUCUAGGAUUUUGGUCGAUUUUACUCGUUGGCGAGUCAAUUGCAUUGUGAAGAACUGGAGAAUUAUAGUCACAAUUGAGUGUUUGUUGUCAUUUCUGCGAAAAAUGUCCGGUGGCACUCCCGUGGGUGCUGGUGGAUACAUGAGGCAAAGGCAUAGCCAAGGUUAUGCAUCUGGUGGGGACGAUCUCGAGGACGAUGCUUGCUCGAGAUCUCAGCCUCUCUCACCCGUGAGCCAUAGAAGUAAAACGUGGGUCGAGUUUCUGGAGAACGGGCUUUGGAUUGCCUCUGCAUUUUUCAUUGUCUAUUUUGGAGACCGGCACUCCAACAUGAUUCACAUCCUCCUGCAUGAUGUCCGGAUAAGAAGGACGCCAUUGUAUCUGGGGAUGAUAGGGAUAGGUGUGAACAUUAUAAUCUUAAUAUACGAGAACAUGUUAUCAUGGAGCAUCAGAAGGUUCGAAGAGAAAUGGGAACUGUGGAGUAUCUCUGCUUUGCCUUUCAUUACCCUCCUCGGCCUCAUCUCCUUUUGCCUACUCUCCUACGCGUUGUGGCCUAUUUGGGGCUUCUUGGCUCUUCCUCUUCUGUUCACAUUGUUCAUGGCUUGUCUUGUUGUGCUACCAAAUCUUGUGAUCAUUAAGCUCAGGCCGCAGUACGACGAUUUCCGCAUAGAUUGAUCUCAACCAUCUCAUCUCGUGGGACUCGAGUCAAGUAAGAUAGUUUUUGGGAUAUCGAUAGCUUUUCGCCUUGUGGGUUUAUCAGAAUUUGUAGGGCACCAAAGGGGUUGAUUUUCGGGUAUAUAGAGGUAGAUGAACUCAAUAUUGGAUUUGGAAUUCUUUUGUUUUUGUUGUGAGAUUGGUUCAUGUCUUUGUUUUAGUGAAAGCUAGUUUCCUUUGGGUCUCUCUUUCAUUU